GGUCCCCCCCGGCGCAUCCCGAGGCUGCUGGGCCGGAUGCGGGAAUUCAUCGCCCGCCACGCCCGCGACCACGCCCGGACCCUCGACCCCCGGGGACCCCCCCGCGACUUCAUCGACGCCUUCCUCCAGCACAGGGAAAAGGAAAAGUCCAAUCCCCACUCGGAGUUCUCGCAGGAGAACCUGGAGCUGACGACCCUCAACCUCUUCUUCGCCGGCACCGAAACCGUCAGCUCGACCCUGAGGUUCGGGAUCGCCUUCCUCAUGAGGCACCCCCACAUCCAGGGUGAGACCCCAAAAUAGGGACCCCAGACCCAAAAUAGAGACCCCAGACCCCGAAAUAGGGACCCCAGACCCAAAUAGGGACCCCAGACCCCAAAAUAGGGACCCCAGACCCCAAAAUAGGGACCGUGAGCUCGACCCUGAGGUUCGGGUUCGCCUUCCUCAUGAGAUACCCCCACAUCGAGGGGGAGACCCCAGACCCAAAUGGGGACCCCAGACCCCAAAUAGGGACCCCAGACCCAAAAUAGGGACCCCAGACCCCAAAAUAGGGACCCCAGACCCCAAAUAGGGACCCCAGACCCCAAAUAGGGACCCCAGACCCAAAUAGGGACCCCAGACCCCAAAUAGGGACCCCAGACCUCAAAUAGGGACCCCAGACCUCAAAUAGGGACCGUGAGCUCGACCCUGCGCUUCGGGAUCGCCUUCCUCAUGAGGCACCCCCACAUCGAGGGUGAGACCCCAGACCCAAAUGGGGACCCCAGACCCCAAAUAGGGACCCCAGACCCCAAAUAGG
This is a messenger RNA of Lepidothrix coronata (blue-crowned manakin), 793 nucleotides long. RefSeq names its product cytochrome P450 2A11-like. Lineage: Eukaryota; Metazoa; Chordata; Aves; Passeriformes; Pipridae. Gene Ontology annotation, molecular function: oxidoreductase activity, acting on paired donors, with incorporation or reduction of molecular oxygen, reduced flavin or flavoprotein as one donor, and incorporation of one atom of oxygen; iron ion binding; heme binding. Gene Ontology annotation, biological process: xenobiotic metabolic process. Gene Ontology annotation, cellular component: cytoplasm; intracellular membrane-bounded organelle. The coding region runs from base 37 to 300 and encodes 87 amino acids. The record is from RefSeq and is a predicted model, not a curated record. The transcript has 3 exons.